AAUGAAAUCCCAGGGAGACGGAAUUAGUAAUUCUGUGGUGACAAGGCUCAAGAUGACGGCGGGUCGCCUUUCGGGAGUAGGUAGCAGCCACAUCGCAUCACCGCUCGCUGAAGAAAACCCAGCACGAUAAGAUAAUCAGGACAGGUGACCUCGCCCGUGAUUCCACUAUCAAUCUUUUUCUCUAGCCAAUUGGCUGGACUAGCGCAUCGCGAGUUGUUCGCCCGGACAAACGCCCGUUCGCCUACGAUGAAGCUCGCCGUUUUCAGUGCAAAGCCCUACGAUAUCGAAUACCUGGGUGGCAUCGCUACUAAGCAAAACUCCUCGCCUGCAAUUGAGAUCAACUUCCUGCACGUCCCGCUCUCCAGCGAGACGGCCGCGUUCGCGAACGGCGCUGAUGCCGUCUGCGUCUUCGUUCACGAUGUGCUUGACGCCAACGUCCUCCGCGAACUAUACGCCGCCGGCGUGCGCGCCAUUCUCUUCCGCUGCUCAGGGUACAACAAUAUUGACCUAAGGGAGGCCGAGCGCUUAGGCUUUUUCGUCGCCAACGUCCCUUCGUACUCGCCGGAGGCAGUCGCCGAGUUCGCAGUCGCGCUCAUCCAAACACUUAACCGGAAGACGCACCGGGCAUACAACCGCGUGCGGGACGGCAAUUUCAACCUCGACGGCCUACUCGGACGAACACUACACGGCAAGACAGUCGGCAUUGUGGGGUCAGGCCGGAUCGGACUCGCCAUGGCGCAGAUCGUGCAGGGCUUCGGAUGCAAGCUGCUGGCAUACGAUCCUCGGCCUACAGAAGCCUUCAAGAAGUACGGCGAAUACGUGGAUCUCGAUACGCUGCUGUCACAAUGCGACAUUGUAAGCUUACACUGCCCGCUGAUGGACUCGACGCAGCACAUCAUCAACGACACAACAGUCAGCAAAAUGAAGCGCGGCGCGAUGCUCGUCAACACGUCGCGUGGCGGGCUGGUCGACACGCAGAGCGUGAUGAAGGCGCUGAAGAGCAAGCGUCUGGGCGGGCUAGCCCUCGACGUUUACGAGGGCGAGCACGCGCUCUUCUACAAAGACCAUUCGGGUGACAUCAUCCAUGACGAUUUGCUCAUGCGCCUCACCACGUUUCACAACGUCGUUGUGUCUGGCCACCAGGCGUACUUCACUGAAGAGGCACUCACGGAAAUUGCGGAGUGCACGCUGAGGAAUCUGGAUAAUUGGGCGAAGGGUGUGCCAACGGCGAAUGCGCUGGUGCAGGGCGGGAAUUCGAAUGGGAGGAGGGAGCGGGGGUUGGCGCGGCUCUGA
Boeremia exigua is the source of this 1293-nucleotide messenger RNA. RefSeq lists its product as uncharacterized. NCBI's taxonomy places the organism in Eukaryota, Fungi, Ascomycota, Dothideomycetes, Pleosporales, Didymellaceae. The record is from RefSeq and is a predicted model, not a curated record. The transcript has 2 exons. Bases 247 to 1293 code for a protein of 348 amino acids. Gene Ontology annotation, molecular function: NAD binding; D-lactate dehydrogenase (NAD+) activity.